ACCGAUUCAGUUGGGUUUGAGGCGCGCAUGCGUACGGACGCCGAGAGAAAGAGCAGCGACUGGGCGAAAGAAAGCAGGAAAACAGGAAUCGCUGAUCGGUGGCAAAAGCAGCAACAGCAGCAGCAGAAGCGGCUGAAGAAGAAGCCGAGCGACGCCGAAUUAUAAAUGUUUACCAUUUAAGCGACGCCUAAUGGAAAUACUCUCACGUACCGCUCGCUCUCUGCUCUCUAGAAAACGCGCUCUCCCGCGUUAAAGUGAAAGUUUUCCCCACAAAAGUGGCGAAGGUCCGUUAUCUUGGCCGCUGUUCGGGCCAACUCGCAAUCAGGCAGUCAGACACACGCGGAGCGUUCAGUCGACCGGACGCAUGGUCGCUGAUUCAAAAUACAAGAUACACGAUAUAGAUACCCGAUACCAGAUUCCAGAUACUAUAUAUGUGGUGCAGUGUGUUAGUGUUUUGGUUCGAGCAACUGUAAAUUCGCAGCUGACCAAAGAAAGUGCGGUCGUCGCAAUAAAACCGAGUUUAAUUCAAUCGAAAUCGGAAUCGGAUCCACAGUUACAACUCAAUUCGCGUUCGUCGCCUAAGUCUUUCGUUUAGCGUGCUGCGCUGCCACACUGAUUUCGCACUCACGCCCGAUUUUCGGUGGCGAUUUCGAAACAAGCAGGGCUCAUAUCACAACGAGCUGCCAGACGGUCUAGGCCAAGAACUCCCCGCAGGUGUCCGGCAGUCCAGCAAACAUGUUUAAGUGGGUUACGCCGGCCUCAACGGCGACGUUGUCCCGCUGCACACUGUCAGCAGCAGCAGCAGCAGAAACAACAACAACAUCGGCAAUGGCAGCAACGAGAACAGCUACGACAACGACGAGAACAACAAGACCACAACUACUUUCCAUCGCUUUAACAAGUUUAAUAAUAAUAGUCGCAUCAUUUGUGCCGACAACAAGUGGAUUUAGAUCAAUUGAAACGAAUGGCGGCGGUCGCAAGCUGUUUGGGGGCUACCGCAUCACACCGAAGCACUGCCGAGCCACCAAGACGCUGCCCAGCUCGGAUCCACGGGCCAAUGGACCCACCAUCUGCAUGUUCAACCACGAGUGCGCCCAACGGGGUGGAGAGGUGGUGGGCGCCUGCAUGGACGGCUUCCUCUUCGGCGCCUGCUGCCAGAUCCCGCCCACCCACGAGUUGGCCAGCACGCUGAUAAACGAGGCGCAGAACGCAUACUUCCAGCAGCACCAGCAGCAGACGAAGCUCCAGCAGUCGGCAGCCCAAUCCUCGUUCGAGAGCUACGGCGAACAGCAGCAGUCACUGAGUGAGGAGCAGGGGGCACAGCAGCCGGCACAGAGCAUAUACGAUCAGCAGAACCUGGACAAAGUUUACCAGCAGCUGGGCAGCAGCAGUAGCAUCAGUCCACCCAGCGGCGCCUACGGAGCUGAGCCGCAGCAGCUGGAAUAUCAGCCGGAGUCAGAGCAACCCGUAAGGGAUGAGAAUGCGUAUCCUACCAGCAGUUCGUCCACCGAGGCCACUCAGUCGCAGUCCUCCUCCGCCAGUGUGGAAUUCGAACAGGAGCCCUCCCAACCAGCAGUUGCCUCCAACGAGCAGACCACUCAGAAGAUCAACAAGCAACCCGUCCAGCCACCCAACUUCCACGUUCACAAGCACUCCGUGACCAUCAACUCACCGUCGUCGCCUCCUCAAAACGAUGACUUCGUGAUGCAGGUGCUAAGCACCUUGCCACCUGAGCAUGCCGAUGACCAUCAUAUUGUCUUCACCACAGAGGUGCCCACCAAAAUUGCUAGUGGCUUGCAGGAUCAAACGAGCUCUGAGUCCAACUCCUUCGAAGAGGUGUCUUCAACGCCAGCAGCCACCCAAAAACCCAAACCCAAGCCAACUCAAAAGCCCACUCAAAAGACCACUCAAAAGCCCACUCAGAAGGCCACGCAGAAACCCACUCCAAAACCCACACAGAAAGCCAAGCCAAAACCAGUUCCCCAACUGGCGGAGACCAUGAAGCGACCUAUCCAACAGAAGCCACUGCAGGCGGCGAAACCUAAGCCAAGCUCCAAGCCUGCCCAGUCCACGAACAACCACCACCACAACCACUUAAUCCUGGACGGUGGUGAGUUCACGCACAGUGAUAUUACCCACCCCGGAGCAGAUGCAGAUCUCGUGGAGGAUCUGCAAUUCUCCACAGGCUAUGGACCCCAACCCGUGUACGCGGAACCACCGAAGCAACAACAGCAACCGGCGGAGCAGAGCUACAUUUCAUCCAGCACUAGUGCCAAACGCCCAACGACCGGUCAUAACAGUCCCACCACUGUUUCCUCGAUUACCACUCACGUGGACUCCAUCGAGUCCAUCAUCCUGCAGCUGAACAACACCAGUCAUGGUCCCAGCUAUAAUGUCGUGAGCCAGCAGACCCCAUCAUAUGGAUACCCUGGAGCAGCGGUGGUUCAGACUGAGGCAGCAACCCAAAAUCCAACCUUCUACCAGGAGAACGAGGCGGAGAAGGUCCAGGAGUCGGACUCGCAGUCUGACUACGGUUACACCACCACAGUUAACUACGAGUCUUCCUACGAUAAAGUUUCAGAUGAGCAGGAUGCCUCUGCUGCUCAAAGUCAGUCUGCUGAGAUGCCCACCGCUCGGCCUGGAUACGGAGAAGAUGUGUCCGCUGUGCUGGAGGACCACACGAUGCCGGCCAAUGGUUACCACGAUGCUGAGGCUCCAGUUGCUCCACAGACUUCCGAGUUCAACAAGAUGCCAGUGAUGGGAAUUGCCUAUCCAGUGGAUAUGUCCUAUAUGGAGGAGGAGGGAAAUCUGCCGGCAACUGCACCUGGCUAUGGCCAGCAAGUGAGCAGUGACUCGUAUGAGGCAAGCACUGAAUCCACCUACCAGAAGCUUUCCACAGUCCAAACGGAAGAGCCACAGCCACUCCCAGCUUACAUGCGUCCCACAACCAAUGCCAAUAAGCAAAAUCGCCCAGUGGCCUCUUACAUUGGGAUGGUGACAAUGCAAAACUAUAGCCCACAGCCAGGAAAUGGUGUUUACCAGGCCCAGGUUCCCCCAGAAGUGUCUGUGUCCUCGCACACCACCAAAGUUCAGGAGCACGUGGAUGAGACCUCUAAUGGCUAUCAGCAAUCAGAGACAACUGCCGGCUACAUUUCCCCACCAACUGCUGUGCCCGCGCCAGCACAGCGGCCUCAGUACGACGCCGUGCAAGCUGAUGCUUCCUCGGAGCGACCUGUCCUGGUGACGGCCAGUCCCAGGCCCCGACCCAAGCCCAGUACCAAGCGACCUGCCGUAAAGAGACCUAUCAGCGGAGAGAACACCAAGAAGAAACCUCAGCCACAGCCAAGUUCUGGUGCCUACAACCAGGAGAAGAUUAGCGAACAAAGCACCAAAAAACCCGUGUCCAGUGGAUACGAUCAGGUGCCCGAGUCGCCCAUCACACACAUUCAGAUCAAAAAGCCGACGGCAACUCAUCACAAGGAACAAGAACAGACUGGGUACCCCAGACCAGCCAGUCCUGCGGGAUACGAACAGACAACUGACGCUGCUCCUGCGCCAGCUGCUCCUUCUCUGAACUACGACAAGCCGGAUGCCCCAACCAGCCAGUACGAGCAGCCCUCUGCUCCGUCUGCUAGUUACGAUCAGUUGGCGCCCAUGCCGUCUCUAAACUACAACGAGCAGCAUGCUAGCUCACCAGGAAGGAAGCCCUCAACGGCCAAGCCCAUUUCCACCAGCUAUGUGACCGGACCCAGUACCCCACGACCCCCUGCCACAGUCGACUACCACUACGACAAUGUGCCCCCACUGUUCAUGGCGGACGACAAGCUAGAUGCCUUUAUCCAGAGCACGGCGGAGAACAUUGUCGGAUCGACCCCGGGCAACUACCAGCCUCCGCUGGUGGCUACCGCAUCCACGCCCGCCUACGCCCAUAGACCAACCAGCAGUGGUAGCUAUGGCCAUAAGAAGCCUGGUUUCGUACAGAUCAAUGGAACACCCAAGCCUCCCAGACCGACGGUGCUCAUUACACCCAAGCCCACUACCAUAAAUCUAGUGACUUACAGCUCUUUAAGCGACGAUAACAAUAAGCUGGCCUCCAGCACGAGUUCCUAUGUGACCGGAAGACCAGGAGCACAGGGAGUAAGUUCUAACGACUUCGAAGAUCCUGGAUACUUUGGCAGCAGCCCCGUCCAUGUGGCCUUCACGGAAUCCACCACGGAGACCGUCUAUGCAGUGCCCUCCGAUGACAAACCAGCUUUCCCUGGAUACUUCGGACCGACGCCCUCGUAUCCCGCCUUCUCAGUUCCUGGCGAGAAAGUGGGCCAGAAUGUGAUGGAGGAGACCUACACCUCGCCCAAUGACUUCGUCAACUUCCCGCCGGUGAGGAACCCCAAUCUGAACAUGUCGGCUGCCUCCAGCGCAGUGACCAGCGAUCUCGACCUCUCCACCCCCGCCUUCGUGGAGGACGUGGUGCUCAAGGACAAGAUGCACACGUUGGUUCACAAGUUGGUGGCCUCACUGCAGGGUAACUUUGAGGCCCUGGCCGAUAUGAUCGAAGAGCCUGGAAGUAACAAGACCGUGGCCACCUACCAGGCCGGAGCAGGUGGAACUGCGAAGCCUGUGAGAGUGGUAACCACACGGAAGCCUGUCAGGACAGCCACCACAGCCAAGCCCAAGGUAACCACAAAGAAACCAGUGUCCCGGGUCACGACCAAGCCUCCUAACAAGAAGACCUCCGCGGUCAGCACCACCACUCGCAAGCCCGCGACGCGCCGCACCACCGUUGCCGCCAAGGUAACCACCACCACUCGGAGACCGGCGACGAAGAAGCCAACGCGUCGGGUAAGCAGCACCGUGAAGACCACGACCAUAAGUUCGCCCAGGCCGGCGGACGACGAGAUCGUGGACGAGGAGGACGAAGAGGACGUUAACCCGAAUCCCAGCGACAACGAGAUUGACCAGGGAGCUACCUUGAGCUCGUACGGCGGAGCCAAUGGUCGGAAGAUUCAGUGCGGCGUGCGGCCCCAUGUCAAGUCCGGCCGCAUUGUCGGCGGCAAGGGCUCCACCUUCGGCGCCUACCCCUGGCAGGUUCUCGUCCGGGAGUCCACCUGGCUGGGCCUGUUCACCAAGAACAAGUGCGGCGGCGUCCUAAUCACCAGCCGCUACGUCAUCACCGCCGCCCAUUGUCAGCCCGGAUUCCUCGCUUCUCUGGUGGCUGUUAUGGGUGAGUUUGACAUUUCCGGCGACCUGGAGAGCAAGCGCUCAGUGACCAAGAACGUCAAGCGCGUCAUUGUCCACCGGCAGUACGAUCCGGCCACGUUCGAAAACGACCUGGCCCUGCUGGAACUGGACAGUCCAGUGCAAUUCGAUACCCAUAUAGUGCCCAUUUGCAUGCCCAAUGAUGUGGCGGACUUCACUGGACGCAUGGCGACCGUGACCGGAUGGGGACGCCUUAAGUACGGAGGUGGAGUGCCAUCUGUUCUCCAGGAGGUGCAGGUGCCGAUUAUCGAGAACAGCGUUUGCCAGGAGAUGUUCCACACUGCUGGACACAACAAGAAGAUUCUCACCUCCUUCCUGUGCGCCGGCUAUGCCAAUGGACAGAAGGAUUCCUGCGAGGGUGACAGUGGCGGACCGCUGGUGCUGCAACGACCGGAUGGACGCUACGAGUUGGCCGGAACCGUCUCCCACGGCAUCAAGUGUGCGGCGCCGUAUCUGCCAGGUGUCUAUAUGCGCACCACCUUUUACAAGCCGUGGCUGCGCAGCAUAACGGGCGUAAAAUAGGCAGUCUUUUUGGAGUUUCCAUGGUCUCCCCAUCCCAGAGAUGGCCAACGCCAACUAGCUGCUGAGGCAGGAGCACCAAGUGUAAAUAGAACGUAGAGUUUUAAGAGUCGCGGUUAGGAGCGUGCGAAAGUUGGCUCAUCUUCUGCGACGUCGCAUUUUCGGACCCCUUCCUCAAACCCCCUCCAUGCUACCAUCAUUUCAUUAGCUUAAUUGAAAAUCAACUGCAGCACCUUCAAACGAAAUUCGCCGGGGAUUUCCACAUUCCGAUAAUGCGAUAUUUCGCUUGACCAGGCUGCAGAUUCCGUUUUUUUGAGUACGCGUGCCUAACACUUGUAGAGUCUGAAUGAGAAUUACGCUGAUUGCAAACCGUAGGCCUAAGACAUAUUUAUUCUAGUUCUAAGCCUAUUUAUUUGACUAUUUAUUUAUUUAUGUGACGUGACGUCACGAAGCGCGGCGAUUUGUGCGUUUGAUUCAACUAAAAAAAAUUGUUAUCUUCAUAGGCAAAUUGUUGUUAUGUUCAAAUGAGAGCGAGAGCAAAUGUUUUUAGUUCAAUUGAAUUUACUAAUUUAUCGGUUUAUAUUAUUAAUUCUUUUAAAUGAAUAUGUUAACUGUUAAGUGAACGAACAAAUCGAAAAGAGAUCGAAAUAAACGACAUACACUUUAGUAAAACCAA
Molecule: messenger RNA, 6451 nt
Organism: Drosophila yakuba
Lineage: Eukaryota; Metazoa; Arthropoda; Insecta; Diptera; Drosophilidae
Gene: flz
Product: serine protease filzig
Exons: 7
Coding region: 736-5778 (1680 amino acids)
Biological process (GO): proteolysis
Molecular function (GO): serine-type endopeptidase activity
Source: RefSeq, a predicted model, not a curated record